Triticum aestivum (bread wheat) is the source of this 1736-nucleotide messenger RNA. RefSeq lists its product as uncharacterized. The record is from RefSeq and is a predicted model, not a curated record. Bases 91 to 1515 code for a protein of 474 amino acids. Lineage: Eukaryota; Viridiplantae; Streptophyta; Magnoliopsida; Poales; Poaceae. The transcript is spliced from 2 exons.
UCGCCUCCCCACCCUUCAUCAAAAGAAAGCAUCGGUCUCGUCCCCUUCCCAGCAAUCCCAACCUGUCCGCCGCCACCCCAUCACAAAUUGAUGCACCGCCGCCACCUCAUGGAUAGCCCCGACGCGCCGUCGGUAGCCAAGGCCUCCUUCCGCUACCCCGACUGGGUGAUGCUAGAUCCACACACCCGCCUGAACUACCCCGUACCCACCAUCGAUUCCGAUUACCCUAUGGAAGACUUUCACGCGACCAAGGCGCACGCGGAGACAUCCAUGGGCGAUCCCAUAGACGUCUUCUUCCGCGCCGUGCCACCGCCAGGUGCUUCUCGCCUCUAUGUUAACUGGACGCCUCGCCGGUUUACAAAGGGUUCGUCGUCGUCGUCGGGGGCAGGGAGAGGAGAAGAUCGCUGGGAUGGAUUUUACGGACGGGAACCCCUUGUCCUGGCCGCCAAUGGCAAUUCGAUUCUUCUGAGGCUCACUCUCAGCAACACCCGGGUAGACUUCUUCGUCUACACGGUCCACUCCACUGGGCCGCCCUCGCUCUUGCGUCUACCCGAUUGCAAACUCAGAUUCUCAAACAGUUGUCUCCGCUCUGGUGGGUUAGAUCAUAUGGUCACCCUUGGUAACAUUGGUUUUUUAUGUGAUGCUGAAAGCGAAGAAUUUGUGGUGGCAGACCUAAUGAUUUUGCCGAAACACGAUGAUGCCUCCCACCAUGAUGAUACUCCGGUGGUAGCCGGGCUUUGUAUUUUCCGGUCAUGCAGCCCUGGGGAGGACUGGAAAGCCAGCAAACCACGUAUAUGCCAUAAGGAGGGGCAAGGCGGGGAAUUAAUUUGGUGGCACACUGAUGUCGUUGUCCCCCAUGGAGUUUCCCUGUGCUACAUAGAUUAUUUCCGCGGAAUCCUGUUUUUGGAUAUUCUCAGCAAAUGCCCGCGGCUCUUGUAUGUCCGGCUUCCUCUAAUGAACCCUGUUGGUGAUCCUUAUGAUAGUGAAACUGGACGAGGGUGCCCAUCAGCUUUUAGGAGCGUGUGUGUUACCAAUGGCGGAACCAUGAAGUUUGUUGAGGUUGUCACCAGAACCGUCUUUCUUUCAGGCAGCCAGUCAGCUGCUGCUUCUUCAUUUGCAAUCAAAGUUUGGAGGCUUAGGGAACAUGGCAUGACAUGGGAGAAAGAAAGUACCAUCCAAGAUACCGAGCUCUGGUCCCUGCAGGGGUAUGGUGAUCUACUCCGUGUCCCGCCAACAUUCCCUGUUGUGAGCAUGACGAACCCGGAUGUCAUCUUUUGUGUGCUGAGCAAUGGGUGUUUCGGUGACGCCAAUGUGACAUGGGUCAUUGCGAUUGACAUGUUGAAGAAGACUCUGAGAUCAGCUUUUAGAUACAAGAAAGUACAUAGGAACAGCAUUGAGAAUGAUGGCAACAUGGCGUCUGCGAGCCUCUCUACUAAUCGUGCAUUUAUUCCCUCCCAGCUCUCCAAGUACUUAGGCGUGACUGGAGCCAGAAGGAAAAGAAGAAAUCUGGGAUGAACAUGUAUAAGUUCCGUCUACCCUGGCCAUGAUGGUGCUGGUUGGAUGGAUGCAGUGCGGCAAAAAUCGUGUGCUUGGAACCUGUUCUGUCUACUCUUCUCGUAUUUUCUAAUUAGUGAAGUUACAUUAUCUUAAUGUCUAUAGGAUAACGCAACAGAAAUCAACUGAGUUGUCAGUUAUGUGGGGUGGCAUGUUUUAGUGGUCUCUUAUCUUCAUUGUUA